Penicillium longicatenatum is the source of this 1212-nucleotide messenger RNA. RefSeq names its product questin oxidase family protein. NCBI's taxonomy places the organism in Eukaryota, Fungi, Ascomycota, Eurotiomycetes, Eurotiales, Aspergillaceae. The coding region runs from base 1 to 1212 and encodes 403 amino acids. Gene Ontology annotation, molecular function: oxidoreductase activity. The transcript has 4 exons. The record is from RefSeq and is a predicted model, not a curated record.
AUGUUGUCCGUCUCAUUACCCUCCCUAAGAUCAUUCCUACCGUUCUCCAAGGAAAAGAAGGUAAUAGAUAUACCACCUGUAAAGACGCACGAUAUCGAAGCGCCAGAGAAGCCGGCACGGGCAUUGAAGUACCUGUUGAAACUCAAUCAUGCAAAUUAUGCUAUUCUAUACAAUCACCGAAAAUUCCAUAAUCACGCACCCCAUCUUCUUAGCGGGGCGUUCCUGCAGGGCGCUGACGCAGAUGACCUCACCCGGGUCUAUGAGACAGAGUCCAAGAUAUUGGAGGCAUGGGAAGACUCACCCGCAGAGGUGACAGAUGAGGAUUGGAGAAGCCACCUAGGAUGUCGAGAAUAUCAAAAAGCCUUCGUGGACUAUUACGAAGAUGAACUCGUUCGACUUAACUACGAUUGGAAAGAAGUCGUUGACCAAUAUCUGUUCUCUGGCAACAAUCCACUAUUCAGUUCGAUCAUCGCAGACUUGGGCCACCCUCUCAUUCAUCUCGCCUACGCAUAUGAGAUCAAUAGCCGUGAAGUUGCCAUCGAAGCACUUGGUUUGGCCUCAGUCUGCUACAGUAGCAUACAUAAGUACAUAGACGACCCAGUCUACUCACAAACCGAACCAUCAUACCAAACAACAUACCUGUUCGAAAUUCUCGAAAGAGUCCGAAGUGACAAACAAUUCGACGACCUCCCCAGUACCCCAGACCACCACAACCUUCUCGACACCCAUGAGGCAUCAGUACUAAACCACUGGAAUGCCUGGAAAAUCGAGAACCCUGUGGAACAAUUCCGCGAGAGUCAAGAACUCGCCGCUGCGCUUUUCAGCGCAACUCACGGAAGCCAGAAGUACGACUUCUUUCUUGUGCAUAUAGUAACCACCAGCCAUGCAGUCCGCGUCUUGUUGCCAUUGAUUCCGGCCAAAUUCCAGAUCCCACUUCUUCGGCAGUGGUGGUUGAUGACGCUCACCAAUUUUAUUGGGCAGCACCGGCCGGAGAUUCAUAUGGACCGAGUGCACGGGUAUGACCUUCAAGGGCGAGACUGGAAGUGGGCCACGAAUCAGGCAGUCAAAGGUGAAAACUCGACGGACGUGCAUUACGUGAAAGCCAUUCGAUCGUUGGCACAGAUGGCCAUCACUUGGGAAGAUCAGGACAGUUUCUAUUUGAAGGCGGCUGUUCGGUUCGCAGAUGAGUUUGAUGGGUGGGGGUUUGUCUAA